This is a messenger RNA of Rotaria sp. Silwood1, 3394 nucleotides long. The record is from the annotation of a GenBank genome assembly. NCBI's taxonomy places the organism in Eukaryota, Metazoa, Rotifera, Eurotatoria, Philodinida, Philodinidae.
GGGUGGGUGUGGGUGUGGGUGUGGGUGUAGUUGUGGGUGUGGGUGUGGGUGUGAAUGUGGGUAUGGAUGUGACUGGGGAAGUGGGUGUCGAUGUUAAACUUACCUUAAUUCAUACACACACCCACACUCACCCCUAAAUUAUGAAGAUAACUAUUUUAAUCAUAGGAGAAGCAGAAGAAAUUAUCGAAAUUAUCCAAAUACAAAUGUUGGAUUUUAUCAUAAAUUGAACUAUGGCCGAAAUAUUUAUUAUAAUCGUAAUUAUCGACCACCACCAUAUUAUCUUGGCUAUGGAAUUGUUAAUCAAUCUAUUCAACCACUGGCACAAAGAAGAUUUGUUCGAAGAACAUCUCGUCAAAGAAGAAUUAGUCAAUAUCGACCAAGAACUUGUUCAAAUCAAAGACAUAGUCGAUUAGGACAACAGCGUAAACGUUUUCCAAGGCAAAUACGUUUAAAUGAUUUUAUGCCAGUCGAACUACGUGAAGCUUCACCAAGUCUUCGAGUAGAUUUUAAUUUAGCUACAACUGCAGCUACAACUACAGCUUCAAAUAUAAAUAAUGUGCCAGUUGAUGCAUUACCACAACGUGUAAUUUUUGCUACAAAUACAACUCAACCAUUUGAUGUAAAUAAUGAAAAUAAUAAUCAACAGCAACAGGCCUAUGGUUCAAAUCAACAGCGACAAACAACAAUUACUACUACAACAUCAUUUCGACGUCGACAAAGACGAGUUCGCCAACAACAACAUCGUGAAAAUCAAAAUGUUAUUGAAAAUAAUCGAUUUGAUGUAUUGGCUGAAAAUGAUCCAAGUGAUGAUGUUGAUUUAAUAUCGAAUGUCGAUGAAAAUGAACCAACUUUGUCUACAAAUAGCAAUAAAAGGGUAAAAAGUAAAAAGGAUAAGAAAAAGAAAAAUCGAGCCUAUUUUGCAUAUGAUAGUAUUAUGGCAUGGGUUCAAAAUGAGACAUCUUCAAUUGAUAUUCUUGAUACAAGUGGUAAUCAUGCUUAUUUUAUGGCUUCAAUUCCUAUUUAUGAUGAAUGGAUUCGAGCUAAUUAUGAUAUACAAAAAAUCAAUCAAUUAUCAACUUUAGUUGCUCAAGCCAAUGCAACUAUCACAGAUUUAAAAAUUCAAUUACGCACAUACUGGUCACAAGUACCAGGAUAUAGAAAAAUUAACCCAAUAGCUGAUAAUACAACCCAAACUGCUAUGCCAACAACAGAAUCUUCAAUUACAAUAGAAGCAACUACUACUACAGCUGCACCUGUAACUCCGACAACAGCUAUAACAGCACAGGCCACAGUAACAUCGAAAUCAGUAGUUGUUUCAUUAAGUAUUGAAAGAAUUCGAAGUAAAACUGAUGAACUUGAAAAAUUAAUAUUAAAAUACUUGCAACAUUGUACUCAACACGUAAAGAAAAUGCAUGAAACUCAUAUUCAAUUAGCCAAAAUACAAAUGGAUGAAUUUAAAGCUUUAGAAGAAUUUGAACAAAUAACUACUCCAUCUCAGUGGAAUGUUCAUUUGGCAUUAAAAUCUAAAAUGAAACUUUGGUCAACUAAGCAUAAAAAUUAUCUUACAGCCACAAAACGUAUUGAAUAUGAUAUGCCUUCAAAAUUCAUUGAAAAAGUUGAUUUAUCCUUUAAAAUCGAUGAAUCUAUUAUUAAUCAAGAUGAAGCUCAAGCUACAUAUAAUCAAAUGCGUCAAAUUACAAAAGAAUUUCGAACGCAAGCAAUGACAUUAUAUGUACAAUCAUUAGGUCGAGAAAAUGAAUUAUUAUCAAAUGAAAUUACACGUAUUAUUGAAGGAUUUCCUCAAGAAAACGAUGAUGGAUCCUAUGCUGAACCUGCUCUAAUUAAUCAAGCACAAAUUCGAUUAACCGAGGAUGAAUAUGAGUUAUUAAAAUUAGGUCCUCGGUUUAUUUAUAAUGAUCCACAAACGGCAUCUCGUCGACGUACAAUUGAACUAGCAGCUCUUAAGCGAAAAAUAGAAGCUCGAUUCUUCGACAAAAAACUUAGUCCUGGUCGUCCUGUCGAACAAUUUAUUGCCGAAUUGGAUUUAUUACUUCAAAAAUUACAUAAUGUAUCAAUAAAUAAUCAAUAUCAAAAACAUAAAGAAUUAAAUCAUAUUUCAUUUGAAAACUUAUUAUCUACAAUACAAUUAAGUCAAUCUCAAAGUAUUUAUAUAAAUUCUACAAAAAAGAAGAAAAAUUACAACCGAUUAGUUAAACGAUUAAGAUAUAAAUUAAAAUUAACUAAUACAAUAUUACGGAAAUCAGAUAAAUCAAAAGUAUUCCAUUUAGGUCGAUCAGAAGAUUAUCAAAAGAAAUCUGAAGAAUAUAUGGUUAGAACUGAAGCAUAUAAAUGUUUAGAAACACAUAAUCCAUUACCAGAUCUAAUUAAAAGAACAAAUAAAUAUUUGUUAGAUUUACGAUUAGCUAAAUGGAUUACUCAAAAACAAUAUGAAACAUUAUGUAUUAAUCCAAAUGAAGUUGAACUUCCACAUCUAUAUUCUUUACCAAAAGCACAUAAACCAGGUACUCCUCUUCGUCCAAUAAUUUCUGGUCUAAAACAUCCUACAAUCAAAAUAUCUAAAUAUCUUGGCAAUCUUCUUCGACCAAUCUUUGAUAAAAUGGCUUUCGAAGAUAACUCAGAUCUUUAUACAAUGGUACCACAAACUGGAGGAGUAUUAUCUUUAAAGAAAAUUUUAGAUUAUUUAAAAUUAAAAAGAGAGGCUAUGGGUUCUCCUCUUACUUUAACUAUUGCUAAUUGUUAUAUGUUCUUCUAUGAACAGCAAAUUAUUAAACAAAUAAGCAAUAGUGGUGGAUUAUAUUUUCGAUAUAUUGAUGAUAUAUUUAUAGCAAUAAACUGGCCAGCUCGACAUUUAUUCAAACAAAUUGAUGGAUGGAAUCAUUUUGAUGAAAAUAUUAAAUUAUCAAAAAAUAUUGGUUCAACAGCUGAUUUUCUUGAUUUGCAUAUAGAAAAUCAAGAUGGUCAAUUAUUUACUACAAUUUUUCAAGAACCAUUUUAUGAACCAUAUUAUUUGCCAUUUAAUAGUAUCCAUCCUUUACAUAUGAAAAAGAAUAUAAUUUUUACUAUGUUACUUCGUGCCAUCAGAUAUUGUUCAUCAUUUCAAACUUAUUUAAAUGAGCGUGAAAAAUUACGAAUGGCAUUACUAUUAAAUAAAUAUCCAAAUAGAUUUAUAGAUGAACAAUUUCAUAAUAUUUUAGCUAAAGUUAAUAUUAAUCAACCAUUAAUUUUACAAAAUUAUAAUGAAUGUCGUAAAACGGUAAUUAAUCUUCCAAUAAAAGAGAAGAUUCCUUUGAAUUAUGGAACAACAAUGUUUAUACAUUUUACAUUAUACCUAUUUUGGGUACUCGUAAUGUUAACAAUCUCCAAAGACGAUUAA